AUACACAUGCACCGAAUUCAUAAUUGUUUUCCACUUUAGUCCUGAUACAACCUAGUUAGAUUACACAUCGCUGAGGAGAAUACACAUUUUCCACAAUUUGAUUACAUUGGAGAAUCACUAUCUGGAAAAAAAUACACCAUGACCAGAUGUCUUCACAAAAUUUUGAGAGCAACAUUUGUACUUCCGUUUACUGCGGGACUUGUUAAGGACCGGAGAAAUGGCAGUUAUACAGUACAUGAUGGCAGUAUAUCCGGGGUCGUUUUGUUAACAACUAUAGUUAUAAUUGUUGUUGUCACAAGUAUUGCUCUUCCACUUAAUGAUUCAAGAUAUUUAAUGAUCGGAUUGUUAUUUCUAGCUAUAUUCAGUUUAAUUUUCUGUCGUGUGUUGAUAUACUUUCGUAGCCAUUGGAAAUAUUCAAGGAAACCAAGAGUAACAGACAAGUUAAAAAUAAUAUUUCUUUGGGGUUUUUGCAUUGGGAAUAUUGUAUACCUAGCAACGAAAUUAGCAGUAAAUAUCCAGUGUGACCAAUACCCGUCGCUUGUUCUACCAAUCUUGUACUACAUUUUCAUUUGGGUAUUUGAUAUUAGCCAAACCGCAUUUAUUCAUUAUUUUUCCAGAUUUAGAUUCGCUAGUAUGACUUAUUUUUACUACAUACUUAUGUUUAUGUUUGUUGCUAAUAUAUCUGCGUGGACACAUCGAACUAUUGACAUGUAUAAUGAUGAUCAAAUGCUGAGUAUACUAGAACAAAAUCAAACAGAUGAUACAUGUAACAAUAAAACAACACUGUAUCAGACAUUUACCAUCCUUAAGCCGUUCUUAGAACCACUGUUGCUAGAAUACUGUUUACUGUGUAUGAUUUUUAUCUCCGAGAUGUGGCCUAGGCAUAUAACAGAAAUGGUAGAUCAGCAAGAUUUACAUUUAUAUGAUUCUGCAUCAUACCAGCAAAGUUGUGAAAAUCAGCCACUUCUUUGCAGCAGACCUUUAACAUUAUCAACACAACACCAUCCCACAAAUAAAAAAUCGAUGUGUUGCGUAGUUUUUGCUAUUCUGUAUACACUUUCGUAUAGUAUAAUACAAUGCGUGUUUCUUUAUGUAGAUAAACUUAAACCAUAUCAACUGGUAAACAGUGUUUACGCUUUUUUUGGAAAUCUAGUAGCGAUUUGUUUGAUAAUCAAAUGUUUUUACGAAUUGUCCGGUCAGUUGCAGCCAAAGAAAAAACCAAGAGCCACGAUGAAUAUGAAACAUUUUAUUAUAUUGACCACAUCUCUAUCCACGUGCGGCUUCUUCAUCGUUCAGUUAAUUGGUGCAAAAUACCGCAAUACCUGGGAAGAUGUGAAUUAUGUUAUACGAUUAGCUGCAACAAUACUACAAACAACAUUCAUAUUACAGAUGAAGCAAUAUCGGAAAUGCGGAAAUGUGAAUUCGCAUUUUACAAUACGUAAUGUGUUUUCGCUUGUGUGUAUCUUAAAUUUUGGGAUUUGGUUUUACUACACUUUUAUAUCUGCACAACACGAGUUUUUCCUCAGACAUAGACAUCAAAUGUUUGACAGACAAACAAGAUUAGGAGUUAAACAUUUUUGGUUUCCUUUUGUUAUUUUCUACCAUUUUGAAUGCUUUUUGACAUUCUUUCGUUUAUUUAAGGAAUGAUGUAUUAUUUAUAUAUCCUCCGAGGUUUUUAUCAUAUACUGUGGUUCUUGACCAUCAAAGUUCUGCAUUUCUAACAGCAGGUUUCAUUGAAAAUUGUUGACGAAUAUCUUUAUUUUAGUUUUUUUUAUUGUCCCAACUUUCUUUUUACAUCUGUAAUAAAGUUCUAGGCAUGUUGUCUUGAAAAUAAAUUAAAAUAAUAUCAAAGAAUAGCAAAAAAACUAAGGCCAAACAUACGGGACACUCGGUAAUGGGUAGCCAAGGUCACGAAACACCUAGUAGUAAUGGGUUUUGUAUGAAGAAGAACAGAAUAAUUAUAGCUGUUUGUUUUUCAUUUUUUGUUUUAAUAUAAACAAAACUGUUGGUCUUAUUUUGAAUUGAUUUAAAUUUUGUCACACCAGAUGAAUUCCUUAAGGUGACCUCUAUUCUUACAUCCACGUGUCUUGCGGAUAAGUCCAGUGUCUCAUUGGCAAUCGUACUACCUCCAUUUAUGUUUAUAAUUGUUAUUUUGAUAACAGAAUAUGCAAUCAAAUUAAAAUAUCGAUCUCUGAUUUCGAAAUCAGAGAUCAAUAUUUUAGUUAACUUGACAGAAUAUGUAUUUCGAAAGCUAAUUAUACUAAGAUCUACCCAGGAAAGUGUUGAAGAUAAGGAAACUUACGCCCUUUUUCUCAAGUGAUAUACUUAAAUCAUCUUUAACUGUUAUCUUAUUGGAACAAUGAUUUGAGAGAGAAAAUCCUACCACUGAUAUGCAUAUGACACAUUUUAAAUCGAGAAAAUACCUGCGGAUUUUCUUGAAUAUGAGGUGAACCUAUGAGGGUUCACUAUUCUUUUUUAUUAUGAAAUCUAUAUAACUGUUUUUGCGGUAUUGGGGGCAUAUCAUGCUGUUGUAUAUCUAAAAUAUUUCCCAUAUCAUAUUAUCUUGAUAUUUCUAACACAUCAAACAUGAUCACCA
Mytilus trossulus (common blue mussel) is the source of this 2596-nucleotide messenger RNA. RefSeq lists its product as uncharacterized. Bases 139 to 1647 code for a protein of 502 amino acids. The record is from RefSeq and is a predicted model, not a curated record. Gene Ontology annotation, molecular function: proton channel activity. The transcript is spliced from 2 exons. Gene Ontology annotation, biological process: proton transmembrane transport. Gene Ontology annotation, cellular component: membrane. NCBI's taxonomy places the organism in Eukaryota, Metazoa, Mollusca, Bivalvia, Mytilida, Mytilidae.